ACCGCGAACAUACCUCUAUAUCUCUGAGCAGGUGGUCCUUGACGAUUGACAGAAAAUUUGACAGUGACAAUUUAGAUUUUGCGAUAAAAAUCAAAACAAGGUGUUUUUUUAAUGAAAAAUAUUACAAACUACCUAUUAAACUCGCGUUUUUAAUCAAAAUAUCGUAUUCUUGUCUCUGAAAUAAUUUAUAGGAACAAUGACAAACCUGCAAGAAGUACCUACAGAUGAUUUAUUGUCGUUUCAAGAUUAUCCGACAGUGCCAGUACACACUGCUGGUGGGAAUAGUACGAUAUCAGUACCAGUAACGCAGAUCGACGUGUCAGGAAACUUAAAAUCCAAUCCUCCGAGUUCAACGAAUAACAUGCCACCGCCGGGAAAUCCAAACAACCCCAGUUCAUUACCAAAUUUAGGGUCUCCUGAAGAUGAAGAAACUCCAGCUUCAAAAUCAUUUUGGACCAUAGAAUACUACCAGAAAUAUUUCGAUGUUGACACCAAAGAUGUGGUUGAACGUAUCAUAGCUUCAAUAACCCCUAAGUGGGAUAAUUCUUUGAAACACCAUUUAAGAACAAAGCCAGAUCUUUACGGACCUUUUUGGAUUAGUAUAACUCUAAUUUUCACCAUAGCAAUCAGUGGAAACAUUGCUAGUUACUUACAACAUGCCAGUCCUUCAUAUCACUGGAAAUACGACUUUCAUCUUGUUUCCUAUGCUGCAACCACGAUUUGUCUGUACAUUACCUUAAUCCCUUUUACGUUAUGGGGCUUGUUAAGGUACUCAACUCAAGCAGGAGAUGUUGAAGACCUCGACCAAGAUAAUGUAACACCAGGGGCUUUAGAACUCAUCUGUAUCUAUGGUUAUUCGCUAUUUAUCUAUAUUCCAGCUGCCGUACUGUGGUCUAUUCAAAUAAAUUUGUUACAAUGGCUGUUAGUGAUUAUAGCAGCAUUUGUAUCUGGUUCUGUGCUGUUACUGACUCUGAUGCCUGCUCUGCGUUUAUCAAAACAUAAAUUUUUCCUGGCUAUCGGAAUUAUGGUAUGCCACGCUUUAUUAGCUGCAGGGUUUAUGCUGUACUUUUUUCACGUACCAAACACCGUACCCGUACCAGCCAUUCAGGAGGCAGUGAAAAAGGUUGUGGAACAAAGUAAAACGAAUGCCACAGAUGCAAGUUAAAUUAUUUUUGUUAUUUUAAUUUUGUGAUAUCUAUAAAGUGUAUUUAAGGUGAAGUUUCCGAAAGUAUUUGAUAAUCUUCCUGUAUUUAUAAUUUUACUAAUUAGUAUUCAUUGUUGUACAUACCUGUUUAAUCGUUAUGAAUAUUAACAGGCAUACAUUUAUGGAA
This is a messenger RNA of Sitophilus oryzae (rice weevil), 1331 nucleotides long. Its product is annotated as protein YIPF1. The record is from RefSeq and is a predicted model, not a curated record. Gene Ontology annotation, molecular function: small GTPase binding. Gene Ontology annotation, biological process: vesicle-mediated transport. The transcript is spliced from 2 exons. Lineage: Eukaryota; Metazoa; Arthropoda; Insecta; Coleoptera; Curculionidae. The coding region runs from base 197 to 1165 and encodes 322 amino acids. Gene Ontology annotation, cellular component: membrane; Golgi apparatus.